ACAUGUAUUGUCGUUCAAACACCACCACCCAUAAUCCUACAGCAAAAUGAAAACUAUAGAGACGAUACGUCGCAAGAUAAGCGAUUCGUCAUUCACGUCGCAUUGUUUGUCGGCGUUUAUCAUACGACUGCUCCUGAUACUGUACGCCGAGGUUCAUGACGAGCUCUUCAGCGUGCCGUACACGGACGUCGACUACAGAGUAUUCACCGAUGCCGCCAGACACGUGGUGAAGGGCCGGUCGCCUUUCGAGCGUCACACUUAUCGCUAUUCACCGUUCUUGGCCUGGUUGUUGACGCCGAAUAUUAUAUUGUACAAAAACUUUGGCAAGCUGUUGUUCUCCGCGGCGGAUAUACUCAUAGCGAUCUCGAUCAGGAACAUUCUCGCGCAACAAAAAUGUAGCGCGACCACGAGGGACUUUUGUGCGUUGCUAUGGCUCUACAAUCCGAUGACGUUGGUGAUCUCGACGAGGGGCAACGCGGACUCCUUGGCGGUGCUCUUAGUCACUGUUACGUUGGACCAGCUGCAGAGGGACCAGUUCGUAUCUGCUGGACUGUUGCACGGGGUGUCUGUGCACUUCAGACUGUACCCGCUGAUGUUCAGCUUACCGAUGUACUUGUCCUUGAGCAAAGGUCGUCGCUUCUUGCCGAACAGUAGCCAGUGGAAAUUCGCAUCAAGUUGCGCGCUGUCGAUCACCGCGCUCACCGCCACCAGUUACCACCUGUACGGCUUCAAAUUUCUACAGGAGAGCCUAUUGUACCAUCUAGCGCGCAAAGACGCCAGGCACAACUUCUCGGUCUACUUCUACAUGCUCUAUCUGUCCGCCGAUCAACCACCCGACAUGCUGCAGAAGGUCCUCACCUUCUUGCCGCAAUUGCUGCUGCUGCUGAUCACGUCGUACUACUACUCGAAGAGGUCGGACUUACCGUUCGCCAUGUUUGUCCAGGCAAUAAUUGCAGUGAUAUACAAUCCGGUCUUGACUUCUCAGUACUUCUUCUGGUUCUUGUCCUUGUUACCGCUGUGCUUGCCAAGCAUCGGCAUGAAUCUGCGCAGAUGCGUAUGUCUGACGUGCAUUUGGAUCGCGAGUCAAGCCGUUUGGCUACUGGCGGCUUACCUGUUGGAGUUCCGCAGCCUCAAUUCGUUCAGCUUGCUUUGGUUGUCGAGCCUGUUGUUCUUCGCGGUUAACGUGAAGGUCUUGGUAGAUAUAAUUAGUCAUUAUAAAAAUUAGCUGUACACGCAUGUCGCGUAUACCCGGAUGAGACUCGCUUCGAGUUUCCCCGAGGGUUCUUUUUUGUACAUAUAAGUAUGAGAAAUAAAGAACGACUUGACAGGUGCAACGAGUGUCUCUGAUAUUUUGGCAGGCGUCAUUGGGGCGCGCAUUGAAGCAUUGCGGUGAAGACGGAACUCGAGAACGGAACGCGUGCGAAACUGAUCGAAGGAUCAGCGGAAGAAGAGUGUCCGG
Molecule: messenger RNA, 1459 nt
Organism: Harpegnathos saltator (Jerdon's jumping ant)
Lineage: Eukaryota; Metazoa; Arthropoda; Insecta; Hymenoptera; Formicidae
Product: Phosphatidylinositol glycan anchor biosynthesis class M
Exons: 1
Coding region: 47-1225 (392 amino acids)
Biological process (GO): GPI anchor biosynthetic process
Cellular component (GO): glycosylphosphatidylinositol-mannosyltransferase I complex; membrane
Molecular function (GO): GPI mannosyltransferase activity; alpha-1,4-mannosyltransferase activity
Source: RefSeq, a predicted model, not a curated record